CGGCUUUCUUUCUGUUUGAGUUUUUUGUUUGGUUUUUGUUAUUUGCAACUGGGUUGGCGUUUUUCAUUAUGGGUGUUUGUGUCAGGUUCACAGCCGAUAAAAGUAUUUGAUAUGGCAUGAGCGAGCACGGCGGACUGGUUUUCUUUUCUUUCUCUUCUGAUCAACAGCAUUAUUUUCAGCGAGCAUUGCAGCAUUGCGUUGCAUCAGCACCAGCCAUUUUCAUUCUUCUAUUCUUCGGAGCUUUAUUUUACAUUUUUGCAUUGGGUUCUCGUACCCUUGGAUGGCAUUUUGGUUUUGUUCUUUUUUACUGUUGUGUUUGAUUUUAGUUAGGUAGACAGAUAGAUACCCUCGAUUUG
This is a messenger RNA of Aspergillus glaucus CBS 516.65, 356 nucleotides long. RefSeq lists its product as uncharacterized. The record is from RefSeq and is a predicted model, not a curated record. The transcript is spliced from 2 exons. Bases 117 to 320 code for a protein of 67 amino acids. Lineage: Eukaryota; Fungi; Ascomycota; Eurotiomycetes; Eurotiales; Aspergillaceae.